AUGAAUUUUACCGAUUUGAUUAAAAGUGUUUUAUGCGAAAAAUCUCAAGAAAAAUCUCUUUCUGAUGAUUUUUUGUGCGAAUAUUGUAAAGGAUUAUUAAAAGAAGAUGAUUCUGAAAAUAAUUUCCAAAAAAAUGAAUUCACGAUUCAUCUUUAUGAAUGCAUUUCAGAUUGUUUAAAAGUUAAAGAUAAAUCUUCACGCUUUAGUAAAGGAAUUCUUGAAAGACCAUUUUAUUUGGCACUAAUUGAAAUGUUGACAAAUUGUUUUGGGAAUGGAGGAAAAUUUCCUGAUAACGUUAAAAAAAGUAAAGUUUUUAUGCUAGAAAAUAUAAAUUUAACACGAUUAGAAGAUAUUGAAAAUGAGAUGAAAAAAUUAAUUGAUUUGUGGAAUGGAUUUCCAAUUAUAUUUCAAAAUUCUCAUAAAUCGAUGAUCAAAGAAUUUUUAUUUGGUUUUUUAAAUUUUGAAGAUUUAAACACUUUCUUGGGGUUAAAGACAACUUUUAAAUCAUCAUCACACCUUCCACCAUCAUUUAACGAGUGUGUUGAGUCAUUUACAAGGGUUUAUAUUAAAAAAAAUCAAAAAAAGAAUCCCAGGAAUCCUAAUAGUAGUAAUAUAUUAACAAUUGGUGGUAAAGCAUUAUCAAAACAUUCUCAUCGUGACAAAUCAACUUUAUUUUGGGGAGUUUGUACUGGAAGUUACAAAAAAAAUGAACAAGCAAAUCAUGUUUUAGCUAAAAUUAUAACAAAUGCAUCUUGGGUGAAUUUACAUUCACUUCCACACGAUAUACUUGUAUAUGAAAUACGUAAUGAUUUAGGGUAUGAACCACAGAUGGAAAAUGGACAUGCAAAUAAAUGGAUUCAUUAA
Entrophospora sp. SA101 is the source of this 864-nucleotide messenger RNA. The record is from the annotation of a GenBank genome assembly. NCBI's taxonomy places the organism in Eukaryota, Fungi, Glomeromycota, Glomeromycetes, Entrophosporales, Entrophosporaceae.